Molecule: messenger RNA, 450 nt
Organism: Fibroporia radiculosa
Lineage: Eukaryota; Fungi; Basidiomycota; Agaricomycetes; Polyporales; Fibroporiaceae
Exons: 7
Coding region: 1-450 (149 amino acids)
Biological process (GO): translation
Cellular component (GO): ribosome; cytosolic large ribosomal subunit
Molecular function (GO): structural constituent of ribosome
Source: RefSeq, a predicted model, not a curated record
AUGGUGAACAUUCCCAAGACACGACGAACCUACUGCAAGGGCAAGCAAUGCAGGAAACACACCACCGAUGUGAAGGGGCAAGCCGGGUAUUGUAGUCCCCACAAAGUCACGCAGUACAAGAAAGGCAAGGAUUCGUUGGCCGCACAGGGAAAGCGCCGCUAUGACCGUAAGCAGUCGGGUUAUGGUGGUCAGACCAAGCCUGUCUUCCACAAAAAGGCGAAGACAACGAAGAAGGUCGUACUGCGACUAGAAUGUACUGUCUGCAAGUACAAGAUGCAGCUUUCACUCAAGCGUUGCAAGCACUUCGAGCUUGGCGGUGAGAAGAAGACGAAGGGUGCUGCUCUUCAAUUCGUACGUCCUCUCGAUUUGAUUGGUAUCCCUGCCCUAUCUUUUGACCUUGCCUUUCAUAUUGCUAUUGCCAUUGUCUACGCUUCGUCAAGCUCUAUGUGA